UGGCCAAGUUCAAAACAAGACAAAACUCAACGCAUCCGUGUUUGGUCUUCCAACAACACUUUGCUUCCUUCUCGAAACACCCAACUCAAGUUUCUCAACUGUUUCCCUCACACGCCUACGUUUCUUUACUUCAAUUCCUUUCUUUCUUUUCUUCUCUUCUAACCUCUCAUAACUCCCACCCUUCAUCUCUCUAUAAUUCUUUUUCUCCGUUAGCAUCUGAUUUUUUCUUGCAACUGCUACAGUGCCACCGACGCAACCAAGCUUGUAUAGGUUUGAAUUGUUGUUUGGUUGAUUUGAGGAAAGUAUGAGUGCGAAUCUAAGGAAUGGAAGUGAGAGUUCCAGCUCGAGCUUGAACAGCAGCUUUCGUGACACAGAGGAUGAUCAAACCAUUGCAAGCAUUUUGGCUGAAGAGGAAACUCUCAACCGGGGUAGCAGACAGCUUGGGAAGCGACUCUCCCAUUUAGAUUCUAUUCCGCAUACUCCCCGUGUUAAUGGAGAGAUUCCUGAUGUCAAUGACGCGACAAUUGACCAUGAGACGCUAUCAGAAAGGUUGGUUACAUAUGGCCUAUCGGAGCUGCAAAUGGAGGGCGAUGGAAAUUGUCAGUUCCGAGCUAUAGCUGAUCAGUUGUUCGGCAAGCCUGAUUACCACAAGUAUGUGAGAAGGCAGGUUAUUAAGCAGCUAAAGCAUAACAAAAAAUUGUACGAAGCUUAUGUGCCAAUGGCGUACAAAAGCUACAUAAAGCAGAUGAAAAAAUCAGGAGAAUGGGGAGAUCAUGUUACUCUACAAGCAGCAGCAGACCGGUUUGAUGCCAAGAUUUGCUUAGUGACCUCUUUCAGAGACACUUGCUACAUCGAGAUCCUUCCGACUAACAAAAGGCCCACUAGAGAGCUAUGGCUAAGCUUUUGGAGUGAAGUGCACUAUAAUUCAUUGUACACAAAUGGAGAUGUUCCUACUAGACAUCCAAAGAAAAAAUAUUGGCUCUUCUAGACAAAUGGCAGACUAUGAAAUCCAAGAAGAACUGAUUUUAUUAUAAUGAGUAUUUUUUUAUUAAAAAGAUUAGUUGUCACCUCCUUUAUGGGGAAAGCAGAUUAUGAAUCAUAAUAUUUAGGUAAUUAUCAUAUUUGUACAUAUUACAUUAUGCAAGCAUAGCUUAACUCAAUGGAUUUAUCUAUAAACUCUCAUUGUACAGUCUGAUUUCCUGACAAGUAGAGUGCCAAAUUUAUUUCAGUUGCCUCUGUUUUCAUGGCAAAAUAUUUUCAUAUUGGGAUUACUGUCCACUCUUCUUAUUAUGGUUAUAUGUAAAUUUCUUCUGUAGUUCUAACUGACAUCAUUGGUGAAUAAAAAAAAUAUACAGAUUGUGUAUGAUUAUUAUAUAUUCCAUAUAUAGAGAUGGCAAUUAAAUACAUAUUUAUUGAGUACCCAAAAAACAAUAUCCACAACUGUUUUUAAAUUACAGAUAUGGAUGGAACUCUUGACACUUUUUUUUUUUUAAAUUACAGAUUUUAAUGAUUUUUCUUUUCUAGCUUGGUAUUUUAGAGGCUUUGCUUACCACAAAAGCCAUUGUCUUAUGCAUGAGGGGCUAAGAAAAAUUAGGUGCAUGGUUUGACUUUUAGAAGAGCCAAAAAUAUUCUAGAAGUGUAGAAUGAAUUUUGGGUGAUUUAAAAAUGUUUGUUUAGGCAAAAGUAGAAUUGAU
Messenger RNA from Vicia villosa (hairy vetch), 1694 nucleotides. RefSeq names its product OVARIAN TUMOR DOMAIN-containing deubiquitinating enzyme 11-like. Gene Ontology annotation, biological process: protein deubiquitination. The record is from RefSeq and is a predicted model, not a curated record. The coding region runs from base 305 to 988 and encodes 227 amino acids. Gene Ontology annotation, molecular function: cysteine-type deubiquitinase activity. Lineage: Eukaryota; Viridiplantae; Streptophyta; Magnoliopsida; Fabales; Fabaceae. The transcript is spliced from 10 exons.